Messenger RNA from Epinephelus fuscoguttatus (brown-marbled grouper), 6640 nucleotides. Its product is annotated as poly [ADP-ribose] polymerase tankyrase-2. The record is from RefSeq and is a predicted model, not a curated record. Gene Ontology annotation, molecular function: NAD+ poly-ADP-ribosyltransferase activity; protein binding. Gene Ontology annotation, biological process: protein localization to ciliary inversin compartment. The transcript has 30 exons. Gene Ontology annotation, cellular component: ciliary inversin compartment. Bases 309 to 4049 code for a protein of 1246 amino acids. NCBI's taxonomy places the organism in Eukaryota, Metazoa, Chordata, Actinopteri, Perciformes, Serranidae.
UCCAUCCGUUGGUCCUCCUCAGCUCAGCUCUCCGUGUUUUAACAUCCGUGUUAGCGUCUCUUCCUCCAGCCUCUCCUUCUCUCCAUCCUCCCCGACGAGCCGCUGCUGGAGGCGGAGGAGGAAGAUGAUGGAGGACCGGAGCGUGUCCGCCUGUCUGCCGGGGAGGAUUUAACGCAGCGAGGGCCAAUACACGGAAAUAAUAUUCCUCUAAUAUUCCUUUAAUAUUCCUGUAAUAUCCCUGUAAGAGCGCUGCAGGGUCUCCCGGUGUGUCUGCGGUGCUCCACAGGAAGCAGAGCUCAUCGUCCUGCAUGGCCUCUGUGGCUGCAGGGUUCUGGGGUUCUGCUGCCUGCUGCUCGCACUCCAAAUUCUCCAGAACCGGCAGUCUGAAACUGGGACGAGGCCGUUCACCACCGGCCAUGUUGUCCAGUCGGAGGUGUUCGGGUGUGUCCGGUCUUGCGGGCGGAGCGGUGUCCCCGGGGCCAGUGGUGGCAGAGGUUGUGGAGCCAGGUGGGGGGUCGGGGGAGGCCAAGAGGGAGCUGUUCGAGGCCUGUCGGAGCGGAGACCUGGAGCGAGCUCGCAAACUGGUGACGGCCGAGAACGUGAACAGCCGGGACACAGCGGGGAGGAAGUCAACACCGCUGCACUUUGCUGCAGGUUUCGGUCGGAAAGACGUUGUGGACUUCCUCCUCCAGAAUGGAGCCAACGUGCACGCCAGGGACGACGGAGGGCUGAUAUCCCUCCACAACGCCUGCUCCUUUGGGCACGCUGAGGUGGUGAGCCUGUUGCUUCACCACGGGGCGGAGGCCAAUGCCAGAGACAACUGGAACUACACUCCGCUUCACGAGGCAGCUAUCAAGGGCAAGAUUGACGUUUGUAUAGUGUUGCUGCAGCAUGGUGCCGAGCCGACCAUCAGGAACACAGAUGGUCGGACAGCUCUGGAUCUGGCAGAACCGUCUGCCAAAGCAGUUCUGACAGGUGAAUACAGAAAAGAUGAGCUUCUGGAGAGUGCAAGGAGCGGUAAUGAGGAGAAGCUGAUGGCUCUGCUGACACCGCUCAAUGUCAACUGUCACGCCAGCGACGGAAGAAAGUCGACACCAUUACACCUGGCCGCCGGCUACAACCGCGUCAAGACUGUCCAACUGUUACUGCAGCACGGUGCGGAUGUGCACGCCAAGGACAAGGGAGAUUUGGUUCCUCUUCAUAACGCCUGUUCAUACGGUCACUAUGAGGUCACUGAGCUACUGGUAAAGCAUGGAGCUUGUGUUAACGCCAUGGACCUGUGGCAGUUCACUCCUCUUCAUGAAGCUGCCUCGAAGAACCGUGUUGAGGUGUGUUCUCUCCUGCUGAGUUAUGGAGCCGACCCCACCUUCCUCAACUGUCACAAUAAAAGCUCCAUCGACCUCGCUCCCACCGUGCAGCUUAAAGAGCGACUGGCCUAUGAGUUCAGAGGUCACAGCCUGCUGCAGGCAGCCAGGGAGGCCGACGUGCUGCGAGUCAAGAAGCACCUGAAUCUGGAGACCAUCAGCUUCAAACAUCCACACACUCAGGAGACCGCACUGCAUUGUGCGUCUGCCUCUCUGUACCCGAAGAGGAAACAAGUGUGUGAAAUUCUGCUGAGGAAGGGCGCCAACGUCAACGAGAAGAAUAAAGACCUGCUGACCCCUCUCCACAUAGCGUCAGAGAAAGCCCACAACGACGUCAUCGAAGUUUUGGUCAAACAUGAAGCCAAGGUGAAUGCGGUGGAUCACCUUGGCCAGACAGCACUGCAUCGAGCUGCUCACUGCGGACACCUGCAGACCUGCAGACUGCUGCUGACCGCCGGCUGCGACCCGCUGCUCACGUCACUGCAGGGACUGUCGGCUUCACAGCUGGGCAACGAGAGCGUGCAGGAGAUACUGCAAGCAGAGGGAGUUUUGAUCAGGAACUCUGAGGUGGACCGACAGCUGCUGGAAGCCUCCAAAACAGGAGAUCUGGACAUUGUCAAGAAGCUCUGCACGAUGCAGAAUGUGAACUGCAGGGAUGUGGAGGGUCGACAGUCCACGCCGCUGCACUUUGCCGCCGGCUACAACCGGCUGGCUAUUGUCCAGUUCCUGCUGCAGCACGGAGCCGACGUGCACGCCAAGGAUAAAGGCGGUCUGGUUCCUCUCCAUAACGCCUGCUCAUAUGGUCACUAUGAGGUCGCUGAGUUGUUGGUCCUCCAUGGUGCUGUGGUGAACGUGGCUGACCUCUGGAAGUUCACACCGCUGCACGAAGCUGCCGCCAAGGGCAAAUAUGACAUCUGUAAACUCCUGCUGCAGCACGGUGCCGACCCAACCCGGAAGAACCGGGACGGGAACACCCCUCUAGAUCUGGUGAAGGACGCCGACACGGACAUCCAGGACCUGCUGCGGGGCGACGCCGCGCUGCUGGACGCCGCCAAGAAAGGCUGCCUGGCCCGAGUGAAGAAACUCUGCACACACGACAACGUCAACUGCAGAGACACACAGGGGAGACACUCCACACCGCUGCACCUGGCUGCGGGCUAUAACAACCUGGAGGUGGCGGAGUACCUGCUGCAGCACGGAGCUGAGGUCAACUCUCAAGAUAAAGGAGGACUGAUUCCUCUGCACAACGCUGCCUCCUAUGGGCACGUAGACGUGGCCGCUCUGCUCAUCAAGUACGACGCCUGCGUCAACGCCACAGAUAAGUGGGCGUUCACUCCGCUGCACGAGGCUGCUCAGAAGGGCCGCACGCAGCUCUGUGCCCUCCUAUUGGCUCAUGGGGCAGACCCCACCCUCCGCAACCAGGAAGGACAGUCAUCGCUUGACUUGGUCACGGCGGAUGAUGUCCGGGCGUUGUUAACCGCCGCCAUGCCUCCCUCUGCUCUCCCCGGCUGUUAUAAACCUCAGGUCAUCAGCGUGGCAGCAUCGGCCUCUGGUGCUCCACCCAUUGCCAUGGUCCCACCACUUCUGUCCUCUUCUUCCUCUUCUUCUUCCUCCUCUUCCUCCUCCUCAGGUCUUGAAGCCACAGCAGCGGCUGCGACCAACAGCAACGCCACCGCAGCUUCUAACGCUUCAAGCUCGUCAUCUACACCGCAGCCCUCGUCUUCUGCGUUCCCUGAGAUGUCAGCGCUGCUGUCGACGGUCGAAGGCUCACUGGGUGCUGAGAAGAAAGAGGAAGUUCCAGGAGUUGAGUUCAGCAUCUGUCAGUUCUUGAAGAAUCUGGGACUGGAGCAUCUUCUGGAGAUCUUUGACAGAGAGCAGAUCACUCUGGAUGUGCUGGUGGAGAUGGGUCACCGUGAGCUGAAGGAGAUCGGCAUCAACGCCUACGGACACCGACACAAGAUCAUCAAGGGAGUGGAGAGGCUCAUCAGCGGGCCGCAGAGUCUGAACCCCUACCUGACGUUGAAUACAGCCAACAGUGGGACCAUCCUGAUCGACCUCGCAGCCGAUGACAAAGAGUUCCAGUCGGUGGAGGAGGAGAUGCAGAGUACGAUCAGGGAGCACCGAGACGGCGGCCAUGCUGGAGGAGUCUUCAACAGAUACAACCUGGUCAAGAUCCAGAAGGUUUGCAACAAGAAGCUGUGGGAGAGGUACACUCACCGCAGGAAGGAAGUUUCAGAGGAAAACCACAACCACUCCAAUGAGCGCAUGCUCUUCCAUGGUUCUCCGUUCGUCAACGCCAUCAUCCACAAAGGCUUUGACGAGCGUCACGCCUACAUCGGUGGGAUGUUCGGCGCCGGGAUCUACUUUGCCGAGAACUCAUCAAAGAGCAACCAGUACGUUCACGGGAUCGGAGGGGGGACAGGCUGCCCGCUGCACAAAGACCGCUCCUGCUACAUCUGCCACAGGCACCUGUUGUUCUGCAGGGUGACUCUGGGGAAGUCCUUCCUGCAGUUCAGUGCCAUGAAGAUGGCUCACUCACCACCUGGUCACCACUCUGUCACCGGCAGGCCGAGCGUGAACGGUCUCGCUCUGGCCGAGUAUGUCAUCUACAGAGGAGAGCAGGCGUAUCCAGAGUACCUGAUCACAUACCAGAUCAUGAAACCUGACGAGUCUGCAGACGGAUGAGGAGGAAGAGGACGAUGAAGGAAGUGUCAGAGGAGGAAAAUACGAAGAAAUGCAGAAGAAGAGAGCUCACCUUAUCCUAUCAGCUGAGCCAUGGCGUUACUAACUGCAUGCACAAAGAAAAACUUUAUUUAUACAAUGUAUAAAACAUGUAGGUUUUUAUCAGACGCCUGUUGUUGUUUUUUUCUAUAGUUUGUUUUAUGCACUUUAUGAACCAUGAGUUGUUUCAUGAUGUGACGUGAUGUGACUGUUGAGUUUGUCCUUUUGUCACUAAAACAGUAUCGUCCAGUGAUUCAGUGUGCUGCGGCUUCAGAGAGGACAUGUCACUUUCAUCACAUCAGUGUCAUAGUUAGACACAAAGCACAUCGCUGCCAACGCUUAACAUGUUGUUGACAGGAUAUCUGGGAGUAAUUCCAACCAGUAAGAGACCACUCACCUGUACUACCCAGUACUGACUGAUGCCUCGGUCAAAAAAAGUCAAACAUCUUGUUUUUAGUUUGACAACUGACACCAUUUUUAUUUACCCAGCAUGCAUUUAUAGGCAUUAAUAAAAGUAAAGAUGGCCACAUGUUCUUGAUCCAUACAGAAAUAUUUACUUCUUAAACUAAAGCGACUUACAGUGAGAUGUUUUCACAGCUAACAGUUGUUCUCAGAAACAUAAACCGUCACUGAAACUCAUUGUUUUCUGACACUGAUGUUAUUGGAAGUGACUCGUCCCUUCUGAAGAGUCUCUCUCUGACAAACAUUUCCACAAACAACUCUUAUGUGUUGCCUGGCAACAUCCUAACGAGGUGAAGUAUUGGUUUUAUUUUACAAAGAUGUUGUGUAAUCUUCUUUUGUACAAGCAUGUUAGUUUAUUAACAUUUAUAAUGUUGAAAAGAAAAAUCUCUGCUGGGGUUUGGAGACAGUCUGAAGACGUGAUUUUCUUUCUGCGGCUCUGGAGAGUUCAAUUCAUGAAUCGGCCUUAAUGAGAAGCAGCAUCUGAUUGGAUAGCACUGUGCUGAUCAGCCAAUCACAUGAUGUGAGAAAACCUGAAUAUGUUUAUCAGCAGCUGAAACCUUUUAUUAAGACAGACAAACGGCAGAGAUGUCCCUGAUGACCCACAAUGUCCCACAGCUCCCAAUCAAGGGGUCAUUGUUCAUUUGAUAUUUACAUUUGUAUUUAUUUUCCUAAAUCAUGUUUUUAUUUUAUUUAUUUAUAUUUUUAUAUUAUAAAUAUUUUAUAUUUUUAUUUAUUAUUUCUUCUUUUUUGGACACUCCAGGGAGUAUCAAUCAAACCGAUGUUGGUAAAUUCAUUUUAAAAAUGGCUGGCAUUUACCUGUUUUUACAAAUAACCUCUUCUCUUAUUCAGUGAUUCUAAUACGGCUGCUGAUGAUUGACCGCAGUCCAUCAGGACUUUGUAGGCUGUAAUAAGAACGGGAAACUAAUUCUUCCAUGAAAAUGCCAUGAAAAUGGUCAUUUUAGUUGUGAGAGAUUGACGCAGCUGUUCAGGUUGUUGUAAGUCCGGGUCGGCCGAUAUUUUGAUAGUUGACCAUAUACAGAAAAACAAAAAGAGUCGCGGGCCAGACAGUUGUAAAUGCAAAGUUUUCAAACAGUUACACGGCGAGAAAGUCAGUGUUUCUAGAUUAGAAAAGCCCAUUUGCCAUAGAAACCUAAUUUUCUUUCACAAUUAAAAUACAACACUACUAAACAGUUUAACAUAUGACAUUACAGUAAUUUAUUGGAGUUCCCAGAAGUUAUAAGAUGAUGGUUCGAGAUGACAGCAACAUCGUGUUUAAACCAGGCUGUGCGAUGUACAUACGGUUCAACUUAUUAGAAAUAUGCUAUUUAUGCUAUUUAUGAAUUCGCAGUGAGCCAUUUAACAAUGGGCAGCGGGCCACAGUUGGCCCAUGGGCCGUAGUUUAGCCACCCCUGUUGUAAGUCAACCUACAGAAAUAAAACCUUUUUUUUUUUCUUUCUAACAUAUUUCUUUGUCAAACUCCACAUGACUGGAAAACAGCUAACGUGACAUCAGACUGAAUAUUUUUUAAGUGAAGGAUUACCUUAGUACAGCUUUUACUCAAGCCCUCAGGACGAAGGCCGGGCUUUGAAGCUAAUUUUACAUAGUGGCCAAAGGUGGAAUUACAACAUCUGGGUCUGUCAUGUAAUCUCAUGUGAUCCAAAAAGACUUUUUCCCACAGACCUACACUUAAAAGAAGUGUCUGUAAAUCAGUGGAUAUUUCUGAGCAGCACAACCUCCGCAAAAUGACUUAUUAUUGUUCGGAUUUGAUCUAGAACAGCUGCAAAAUUAAAUCAUUUUAUCCCCAGUCAAGUUAGCAGAGUGCUAAACCAGGAGUUAGCUACUCACAGAGGAUUUUAUUUUUUAUCCUCAUUCAAGUUAGCGUAGUGCUUAACAGGAAGUUAGCCAUGCGCACAUGAUUAAAUAACUUUAUCCCCAGUCAAGUUAGCAUAGUGCUUAACAAGAAGUUAGCCGCUUGUACAUGAUUGAAUAACUUUAUCCCCAGUCAAGUUAGCGUAGUGCUUAACAGGAAGUUAGCCAUGCGCGCAUGAUUAAAUAACUUUAUCCCCAGUCAAGUUAGCAUAGUGCUUAACAGG